This is a messenger RNA of Anopheles maculipalpis, 712 nucleotides long. RefSeq names its product 60S ribosomal protein L21 (gene RpL21). Bases 125 to 613 code for a protein of 162 amino acids. Gene Ontology annotation, biological process: translation. Gene Ontology annotation, cellular component: cytosolic large ribosomal subunit; ribosome. The record is from RefSeq and is a predicted model, not a curated record. NCBI's taxonomy places the organism in Eukaryota, Metazoa, Arthropoda, Insecta, Diptera, Culicidae. Gene Ontology annotation, molecular function: structural constituent of ribosome. The transcript is spliced from 3 exons.
UAUUGACAGCCGGAAGUCAGUAGUGCCACCAGGUGUUGACAGCACAAACCAAAGACCUUUUCUUCGGCAUCCGUGAAGUUGACAGUACUCGUUUCACACCCCGUAAAGCCAACCGACAGUCAAGAUGACGAACUCCAAGGGUUAUCGCCGCGGUACCCGGGACAUGUUCUCCCGUGGCUUCCGUAAACAUGGAACCAUUCCGCUGUCCACCUACAUGAAGGUCUACAAAUCUGGCGACUAUGUCGACAUUAAGGGACAUGGUGCCGUGCACAAGGGCAUGCCCUACAAGGCUUACCACGGCAAGACUGGCCGUGUGUACAACGUUUCCAAGCACGCACUGGGCGUGAUCGUGAACAAGCGCGUCCGUGGAAAGAUUCUACCCAAGCGCAUCAACGUGCGUGUGGAGCAUGUGCAGCCGUCCCGUUGCCGUGAGGAUUUCCUGCGACGUGUGAAGGAGAACGAGCAGAAGCGUCAGGAGAUGAGGAAGCACAAGCUGCCCAAGUUCAAGGUAUCGCUGAAGCGUAAGCCGAAACCGCCGCGCCAGGCACAGAUCAUCAAGAACCCACCGACGCCCAUCUUCCUGGCACCGAUUCCGUACGAAUUCGUGGCCUAAGUUAUAGGAUGGAGUUUCUGGGUUUUAGAGGGUGCCGGUUGAGAGAGAGGAUGUUGUGUUAUGUACUGUGUGUAUGGUGUGGGGCUCCGUGACCAACAA